This is a messenger RNA of Heterobasidion irregulare TC 32-1, 762 nucleotides long. RefSeq lists its product as uncharacterized. Bases 1 to 762 code for a protein of 253 amino acids. Gene Ontology annotation, biological process: microtubule-based process. The record is from RefSeq and is a predicted model, not a curated record. NCBI's taxonomy places the organism in Eukaryota, Fungi, Basidiomycota, Agaricomycetes, Russulales, Bondarzewiaceae. Gene Ontology annotation, cellular component: nucleus; cytoplasm. The transcript has 6 exons.
AUGGCUGCGUCAGUCGAACAGCCUGCCUUUCGCUACGCAGAUGGUUUCAAAACUUCUGGCCCGCGAAAGAAGCGCACAGGCAAACUUGUCUUGCAGCAUACCUCAUCCGAACUGUACGAUUCGUCCUUACAGGAAUUGCGGACAGGCAAUUGGCUCCAGGAGUGUCACCGACUGACAAGAGAUGCCGUGAAAGAGGCGUCAAUCGAUUCCCCAUCCGUCCUCUGCCUAGGCCUUGGAUGUCCGGCUUCAUCUCGAAAUGCUAGAUCCCAGUUGGCCUUCCUCAUCGAGACACGCGAUAACCUUUUCUUGGAUCGCGAUAAAGUUGCCGCAUACGACCCUGCGUUCACCGCCGAGGACGUAGCAUUACUUGCCCAGUUGAGCUCCAAGGAUCUAUCCAUUGAGACGCCCACCCUGCUAUUCAUGCCGCAUUGCGACAUGGGACUUUAUGAGGCGCUCUUGCGGGAUAACUGGUCCAGCGAGCGCCUGUGCAGCCUGUUCUUGAUUGGCAACUUGUUCAGCGACUACUUGGUAAACAAACCAUCAAAUAAAAUGGCCACGCAGUUCCCAUGCCUCACAAGGUUGACUCCUUAUCUCCUCGCCCGACCACUUCCGAGCGGUGGGCCUAAUCCGACGGCGUUCGUGAGCCUGGCCAUUCAAUUUGUGGCCCCACAGGCGCUUCCGCCUAGGACGGAUACAACUUUCUGGGAACUUCCGUCACAGUCUGACGUGGCCGGCGAAUCAAACAAGGGUUGCUUUAUUUAA